AUGGCCGCGCCCCCUCAGCCAAUCAUUGUCCUGGAUGACGACGAGGGAGCGAGGCCCCGCCCCCUCCCCACCAGGCCCCUCCCCUUCCCCAAGCCCCGCCCCAAGUCCAGCCCCUCCCCCACCGCCCGGCAUGGCCACGCCCCCCCGAACGGGGCUGGGGGCGGGAGGGGCGGGGCCUUCUGGGAGGAGAACGAGCGGCUCUUCCAGCAGUUCCUGUCCGUGUGCGCGCCGCUGACGCAGGAGCACCCCGAGGUGCUGCCCUUCCUGAGCUCGCGCCACCUGCGCGCCCACCCCGACUUCCGGGGCUCGGCCGAGUUCCGGAACAUUCUGGGGCGGCUGCUGCGGCGCGUGCGGGGCCGGCGCCGCAAGGUCUACGUGUACAUCAACGAGCUCUGCACCGUGCUCAAGGCGCGGGCGCUGCGCCGCCCGCCUGCCCCUGCGCGCCCUGCCCGGCGCCCGCCCGUGUCCCCAUGGAACCUUCCAGAAUCCCCAUUGCUCAGCCCAGUGUCCCCAUUGCUCAGCCCAGUGUCCCCAUUGCUCAGCCCAGCACCCUGAUGGAACCUUCCAGAACCCGCCCAGUUCAUCCCCGUGCCCGCCCGGCUCGUCCCAGCACCCCGAGGGAGCGGAGCCAUCCCAGUGCGCCCCCAGUUCAUCCCAGUGUCCGGCUGGGGAUCCCUCCCCGUGUCCUGGGGGUCCAUCCCAGUGUCCCAGUGCCCCAUCCCAGUAUCCCAGUGCCCCAUCCCAGUGUCCCAGCGCUUCCUCCAGCGAUCCCAGUGCUCCCUCCCAGUAUCCCAAUGGUUCAUCCUGGUGCUCCAGCGCCUCAUCCCAGUAUCCCAAAACCUCCUCCCAGUAUCCCGGUGCCUCAUCCCAGCAUCCCAGCGCCUCCUCCCAGCAUCCCAGCGCCUCCUCCCAGUGUCCCAAUGCUUCAUCCCAGUAUCCUGGGGGUCCAUCCCAGUAUCCUGGGGGUCCACCCAGCAAUCCCAGUGCCUCAUCCCAGUGUCCCGAGGGUGCACCCAGCAAUCCCAAUGCUCCAUCCCAGCAUCCCAGCGCUCCAUCCCAGUAUCCCAGCGCUCCAUCCCAGUAUCCCAGCGCUCCAUCCCAGUACCCCAAUGCUCCAUCCCAGCAUCCUGGGGGUUCAUCCCAGCACCCCAGCGCUCCAUCCCAGCAUCCCGGCGCUCCAUCCCAGUAUCCCAGCGCUCCAUCCCAGUACCCCAGCGCCCAAUCCCAGCACCCCAGCACCCAAUCCCAGCACCCCGGCGCCCAGUCCCCAGCACCCCGGCGCCCAGUCCCAGCAGCCGGAGCCCGGCGGGGGGCCGUCGCGCGGGCGGCUCGCGGCGGCAGAUCCGGCACCUGGAGCACCUGCUGCGCGUCUACGCGGGCGAGAUCCGGCGGCUGCAGGAGCGCGAGCUGGACCUGGCCGAGCUGGACAGCGCCGACUCGCCGUACCUGCAGGAGAACCGCCUCAAGAGGAGGAUGAUGAGGAUCUUCCGCCGCCUGUGCCAGCUCAAGGACUGCAGCAGCCUGACGGGCAGGGUGCUGGAGCAGCGGAUCCGCUUCCGGGGCACGCGCUACCCCGAGGUGAACCGCAGCAUCGAGCGCUUCAUCAACCGGCCCGACGCCUUCCCCGACUACUCGGACAUCCUGCGCGAGAUCCGCGGCGCCAGCGCGCGGCACCGCCUGGGGCUGGGCCGGCGGCAGAUGGAGAACAUGGCCCAGGAGGCCUUCAGGGAGGUGGGGAACCGCCUGCAGGAGCGGCGCCACCUCGACCUCGUCUACAACUUCGGCAGCCACCUCACCGACGAGUACAGGCCAGGCACGGACCCGGCGCUGUCGGACCCCGAGCUGGCGCAGCGGCUGCGGCGGAACCGGCGCCUGGCCCUGGCCCGGCUGGACGACGUCAUCGCCCGGUUCGCACAGCGCCAGGAGCGGCACCGGGAGCGGGGGCGACGGCACCGGGAACCGCGCGGAGCGGAAACGGACACGGGGAAACAGGGUAAGCACAAAAACCGGGGAAAAACGGGGAAAAUGGGGAACAGAGACGGCACCGGGAACCGCGCGGAGCGGAAACGGACACGGGGAAACAGGAAAAAGAAAGAGGAAGAGGAGGAGGAGGAAGAGGAGGAGGAGGAAGAAGAAGAAGAGGAAGACGAGGAAGAGGAGGAGGAAGAUGAAGAAGAUGAGGAGGAAGAGGAGGAGGAGGAGGAAGAAGAGGAGGAGGAAGAGGAAGGAGAAUCCUCCGAGGCCGAAGGGCGGGUGAAGGUCAAGGAGGAGGAGGAGACGGAGGAGGAGGAGGAGGAGGAGGAGGAAGGAAGAGAAGCAACGGCAGCGGCACAGGGUGCGGCCGAUCCGGGGCUCCCGGCGCUGCCCCUCCCCCCCCCCGCGGCCGAGGGGGAGGGGCGGGGUCCCGAGGGGGGCGGUCCCGAGCCCCUCCCCCCCCCCAAGCCCGAGCUGUUCGUGCUGGAAAUCGAAACUUUCCCAUUGGAGCCCGGCGAGACCCCGCCCCCUUCCCCGCCCCCCUCCCCUCCCCCGGCCCUGGGCGGCUCCGAGGCCACGCCCAAAGCCACGCCCCCCUCCCCCCGAGGCCCCGCCCCUCCCCAAUUCCCGCCGGAUCUGGGCGGGGCUCGCAGGCGCCCCUCCCCCCCCUCCCCCCCCAGGCCCAUCAGCUCCACCUCCCUCAACGGGGGGGGAGGGGCGGGGGGAGGGGGGGGAGGGGCCGCGACCCCGCCCACCCCCAUCCAGGGACCCCCCCCCAGGAAACGGAACCGGACGGAGCCGGGAAGCCUGGCCCUGCCCGAGGGGGUCUCGGAGGUGGGGGAGGGGCCGGAUGUGGGGGGCGCCCCCCCCUCCCCCCUGCCCGACUCCACCCGCGCCGACUCCCCCGGGGGGGACCUGGUGAGCUCCUCCCAGGGGAGCCCCCCCGGGGGGGACCCCAAAACCUGCAAGACGAGCGUGGGAACCCAGUGCGACCCCGAGGAGAUCAUCGUGCUCUCGGACUCGGAUUAGCCCCGCCCAUCGCCUCUGGCCACGCCCCUUUGCGCUCAAACCCCGCCCCCUUUGCGCUCAAACUCCGCCCCUUCGGCUCCUCCCCCUCAAUAAACCCCGCCUUUUGUUUUA
Messenger RNA from Agelaius phoeniceus (red-winged blackbird), 3114 nucleotides. The record is from RefSeq and is a predicted model, not a curated record. NCBI's taxonomy places the organism in Eukaryota, Metazoa, Chordata, Aves, Passeriformes, Icteridae.